AUCAGAUCGGUCCCAUAUUAACACGGAACCUUUUUACGAGAGGACCGUAACAAGCGUGCGUCCCGAACAGCGAGCAUACUCACCAGUCAGAAAUCCAUCCAUAAACAGAAAUGCUUCAGCGAGCAUCAACGCUGAUGUUCAGGCAGAUUGCCAGGCACAGGUCCACAGAUACCAGCCUCAUCUUAGAGAGAUCCAUUAACCGGGUCCAGCUGCUGGGGCGUGUGGGUCAGGACCCUGUUAUGAGGCAGGUUGAAGGUAGAAACCCCGUCACCAUCUUCUCCAUGGCCACUAAUGAGAUGUGGCGCUCCGGAGAGGGAGAAGUCUCACAAACAGGAGACGUCAGUCAGAAGACAACGUGGCACAGAAUCUCAGUGUUCAAGCCCGGGCUCAGAGACGUGGCCUAUCACUACGUAAAGAAAGGGUCUCGGAUUCUGGUGGAGGGGAAGCUGGACUACGGAGAGUACGUGGAUAAGAAUAACGUGAAAAGGCAGGCCACCACCAUCAUUGCAGAUAACAUCGUGUUUUUGAGUGAAAUACGAGAUCGAGAGUGAAGGUUUGUCCUGGAAGCUCAGUAACCCAUACAUAAUGUAUUACUAUACUCUUUUUUUUUUCCUUCAUUCUUUCGAGUGACCGGAUGAUUGCCGGGUUGUUCAGCAGGCAAAUGAAGGUGUUAUGAUUGUCUGAAGUCUUUCUGUGACCAGGAGCUGACCAGUUUAAAUUUCUAUACUUUGUCAAAACAUAUUUGUUUUUAUUACUGAUAUACUGAUGUACUCGAAACUGUAUUGUAAUAAAAAAAAAAAUACUAAACCCCUGUCGUUAGAGGCAUGGUGUUUACUCUUCACAGUG
Molecule: messenger RNA, 846 nt
Organism: Hemibagrus wyckioides
Lineage: Eukaryota; Metazoa; Chordata; Actinopteri; Siluriformes; Bagridae
Gene: ssbp1
Product: single-stranded DNA binding protein 1
Exons: 7
Coding region: 111-551 (146 amino acids)
Biological process (GO): positive regulation of helicase activity; mitochondrial DNA replication
Cellular component (GO): mitochondrial nucleoid
Molecular function (GO): single-stranded DNA binding
Source: RefSeq, a predicted model, not a curated record